Molecule: messenger RNA, 1152 nt
Organism: Impatiens glandulifera
Lineage: Eukaryota; Viridiplantae; Streptophyta; Magnoliopsida; Ericales; Balsaminaceae
Product: EEF1A lysine methyltransferase 4
Exons: 8
Coding region: 158-904 (248 amino acids)
Molecular function (GO): S-adenosylmethionine-dependent methyltransferase activity
Source: RefSeq, a predicted model, not a curated record
AACGGGUCCCACGGUUGGGUGGAAGGAAUUGCUCGUGUUCUUCUCUAUGUAUCCGAUCGAGAAACAAAAGAAAUGAGAUUGAGAUAGAUCGGAUCAAUAGAUCCAGGUUACACAGAGAAUCAAUCAAUCAAUUCAGUGAGCAACAAUCGUAUAGAGAAUGACGUUCGGAAGUAUUGGAUCGACAUCGCAACAACAGCAGGCCUACGGUGAAGCAAGCUACUGGGAUAAGCGUUACUCGCAGGAAACAGGUCCCUUCGAUUGGUACCAGAAGUAUCACUCUCUUUCUCCUCUCCUCCGCCUUUACAUCUCUCCCCAUCACCGCGUUCUCGUCGUCGGUUGCGGCAAUUCCGCAUUUAGUGAAGAUAUGGUUAACGAUGGUUUUGAGGAUGUUGUCAAUUCCGACAUAUCCUCUGUUGUAAUUGAAGCAAUGCAGACCAAGUACAGUCAUCUUCCUCAAAUGAAAUACAUGAAAAUGGAUGUUAGAGACAUGAAUGCAUUUCAAGGUGGUUUCUUUGAUGCUGUUAUUGAUAAAGGAACUCUGGAUUCUAUUUUGUGUGGUCAUAAUUCUAGAGAAAAUGCCAUUAAGAUGCUGGGAGAGGUUGAAAGGGUCCUCAAGAACAAAGGAGUUUAUAUCCUGAUCACAUAUGGAGCUCCAUCGCAUCGCCUUCACUUGCUUAGAGAUUCCGGGUCAUGGACAGUAACACUCCAUGUCAUAGAUAAGCUUCUAACUGAUAAGAGCUCCGGAAGCCGUCAGUGGGACCUGACAUCUCCAAUUCCAUUAGAAGAUGGAGGAAGCUCUGUUGAUUCUGUUCUUGGGAAGAACCCUGAAAUCCAUUACAUCUAUGUCUGCAUAAAAGGUCAAUUUUCAAUUUUAUUUUUCCUACUGUUCUGGAAUUUGAUUUGAUUUGAUUCGAUUGAUGAUGAUGAUUUAUGUGCUAGUGCAGGAUAAUCAUCUCAAAUGGAUAAGUUUGACAGCAUCGAGCUCUUCAUAACAUUUGUAUCGAUGAAAUAUUUAAUCGUUUCUUCACCAUUUCCUUUGUUUCUUUUGCAUCUAGUUGAUAAUGAAUCAAUAGAUUAUGCAAUGUGUUGUUGUAACUGUAAUCAACUUCCCUUAUCUUUGCAUACAAAAGGAAAAUGCACCAUUUCUUUUCA